AUGGAAGCGGAAGAAAGGCCUACCAAGCUGCGAAAGACUCAGCAUACUACCCAUGAUAUCGACGACGGUGAAUAUGAAGGAUACACAACCUCUGAAGCGCAUCAAGAGCCUGCGCAAACUGCAGAAGGCGCAGCCACCACUGGCAUAACUGCUGACUCGCCGGUAGCAGAAGACAAGGAUAUAGAAAUCGAAACGAACGAUCGUGACACAGAUCCCACCGAGACACCAGAUGAUAUAAAAGAAGCAUCCACACCCGGAGAACCAACACUGUCCAAGAACCAGCAAAAGAAGGCAAAGCGCCGAGCUGAAUGGGAAGCCGGCAGGGAAGACAGAAAAGUAAAGCGCAGAGAGAAGGCAAAGGAAUUGAAAGCCCGGCGAAAAGCUGCGAAGGAGGAGCAGAAGCAGCAGCCACAGAAUGGUAAUGGUGACGAGCAUGCGCAGACAUCACUUCCUGCGCAGGUGCAAGGUCAACUCAAACCUCUGAAGCGAUACAGAGUUGGCCGUCCUGUGCCUCUUGCGAUUGUCUUUGACUGCGGCUACGACAAUCUCAUGACCGAGAGGGAGAUCAUCUCGCUUGGCUCGCAGCUCACGAGGGCAUACAGUGAUAAUUCGAGGGCGCUGUACCAGACUCAUUUAUAUGUUAGUGGAUGGUCGCCUCAGACUGAUCUGAGACAGAGGUUCGAUGGGUUGUUGAGAGGAGUGUAUAAGAAUUGGAAGGGAAUUAAGUUCGUCGAUAGUGAUUUUGUGACUGCUGCGGCGAUGGCGAGGCAGACUAUGGAAGGGAAACGGGGAGGAAAGAUGAUGGGCGCCUUUGAAAAAUACGCACCACCGAAGAAACAGGAGACAGACUCAGCGGAAAACGGUACAGUGGAGGCAGAAAACACACAAGACAACACAGAAGCCGUAUCCACGGCCAACAACAACGAACACAACACUCCUCCCAUCCAAGAUCCUAGCGAACAACGUGACGACGACCACCUCAAAUCCCGCAGCGAAAUAAUCUACCUAACCUCCGACAGCCCCUACAAUCUCACCGAACUCAAACCCUACCACACCUACAUAAUCGGCGGCCUCGUCGACAAAAACCGCCACAAAGGAAUCUGCUACAAAACCGCUCUGGACGCAAACUCCAACCCCAAGACAAAACAGCUACUAAACGGUAGGGAGAUCAAGACGGCGAAAUUGCCGAUUGAUCAGUACAUGGCCAUGGUUAGCAGGCCGAUAUUGGCGAGUAGUCAUGUGGUGGAGAUUAUGGUGCGGUGGUUGGAGUGUGGGGAUUGGGGGAGGGCGUUUAUGGAGGUCAUGCCGAAGAGGAAGGGGGCGGUGUUGAAAGAGAAAAAAAGGGAUAAGAAUGGAGAGGGAGGCGCUGGUAGAAGUGGGCAGGUUGAGCAGGAUAAGGAGGAGGAAGAGGCGGAGCAGGACGAUGAUGAAGUCGUGGAGGAAUCGGAUUCUGAAGCUGAUAAUGUGCCUGCUCAAGCUGGAGCUGAUACCACGAGUGAUGACACAGAGCACCGUGAGGUAAGUUCGUAG
Lithohypha guttulata is the source of this 1530-nucleotide messenger RNA. It is a transcript of the gene TRM10, whose product is annotated as tRNA (guanine(9)-N(1))-methyltransferase. Gene Ontology annotation, molecular function: tRNA binding. The record is from RefSeq and is a predicted model, not a curated record. Gene Ontology annotation, cellular component: nucleus. The transcript has a single exon. NCBI's taxonomy places the organism in Eukaryota, Fungi, Ascomycota, Eurotiomycetes, Chaetothyriales, Trichomeriaceae. The coding region runs from base 1 to 1530 and encodes 509 amino acids. Gene Ontology annotation, biological process: tRNA N1-guanine methylation.